AUGGCUGGCUCCUCCCAGUUCCCAAAGGGCCUCCGCGUGCUUCUGGUGGACGACAUGCACAGCUGCUCCUCCAUCAGGACACAGCUGGAGUCCCCCAGCCUGCAAUACACGGUCACAUCGGUCUCUUCUGCCACGGAAGCCCUGGGCUACCUGCGCACGGGGGUGGCCGCCUUUGAUGUAGUUCUUGCAGAGUCCCGCAUCGUGGCCGCCGACGAGUCGGUGGGCCGCUGCUUUGUGGACGCGUUUGAGGAGACGCCGGUGGUGCUCAUGUCGGCUUGCGGCACGCCCGACGACGUCAUGCGCGCCGUUAAGCUGGGCGCCGUCGACUUCCUGGACAAGCCGCUGAGCCACCUGAAGCUGAAGAACAUCUGGCAGCACUCUGUGCGCAAGAUGAUGGCCAAGGCCGCCGGCCCGCGCGCCGCGGCGUGCGCGCCCGCGCCCGCGCCCUCCUCCUCCGCCGCCGCCGCCGCCGCGUUUGGCUCCUGGGCGGGGGCGCCCGCCUCGGCCGCCUCGCUGGCGCCCGAGUCCCCCGGCACCCCGUCGGCCAUGUCUGGAGACCCUCACGA
This is a messenger RNA of Chlorella variabilis, 566 nucleotides long. RefSeq lists its product as hypothetical. The record is from RefSeq and is a predicted model, not a curated record. The annotation marks the transcript as partial. NCBI's taxonomy places the organism in Eukaryota, Viridiplantae, Chlorophyta, Trebouxiophyceae, Chlorellales, Chlorellaceae. The transcript has 5 exons. Gene Ontology annotation, biological process: phosphorelay signal transduction system; cytokinin-activated signaling pathway.